Messenger RNA from Ascoidea rubescens DSM 1968, 4449 nucleotides. RefSeq lists its product as uncharacterized. The coding region runs from base 1 to 4449 and encodes 1482 amino acids. Lineage: Eukaryota; Fungi; Ascomycota; Saccharomycetes; Ascoideales; Ascoideaceae. The record is from RefSeq and is a predicted model, not a curated record. The transcript has a single exon.
AUGAUUGAUGAAAACGAUGAAGGUUCUACUCUCAUCAUCAACAACUUAUCUAAAUUGCAAUUCGAUGACUUGAUUGAUAUAAUCCUCUUGAAACAAAAAAAUAACUACAACGUACUUCUAAAAAACCUAAAAGAACUAGAAAAUCUAAUCAACCAACUAAGAGUCUGGGGCAGAAUAGAAAGAUUGAUUCUCAACUUUUUUGAUUACAACACAACCGUCAAACUAUUCCUAAUCCUAGAUAACUUGACCAAAUCUCUAACCUAUCUAAUAUCUAAAAUUGAUACUUCCUUCAACUUCAAUGCCACCAUCACCAUUACCACCGCCAUCACCACUAAUAAUAAUAACAAUAAUAAUAAUAACAAUAAUAAUAACAAAAACCAAUUACUCUUUUAUAAAAAUAAAGCUUCAACCAUCGAAAGGCUCAUCCUGGCAAUAUAUGCAACUCUCUCAAACUGCUUUCUAAUAAAUAAAAACCUACUAAAAGAUUUCAGACUAUAUCAAAAUAACGACCUAUCCUUUAACAUCAAAACAAAAAAUAAAUACCUAAACAACCUAAAUCUCAAAAUAGAUGGCAACAUCAUUCUCAUUAACCUCCUCCUAAUCCUAACAAGAUGUUCCAUCACCGAAGAUCUUUACCAAAAAUUCAUUUCCCUAAAUUUCUCCUCCUCAAACUCAAUCUCCUCACUACAAAAUCACAAUCUCAACCAAAAUUUCAAUUCAAAGAAUAACUCAAAAUCAUCAAUUGUUGAAAAAAUAAACUUGAACUUCCAAAAUAUGAUCCCCCCAACUAGAUUAUUCUUCCUACUAAUGUACAACGGUUAUCGAUAUGACUCAAUAAUUACUCAAAGAAAUAACUUUAUCAAGCUAAUCAAUAAAAUAAUAUCAAUUAUGCUCGUUUCUCUAAAAAAUAUAAACAAAAUAGCUAUAGCCAUCCUAUCCGAUAAUAUCUUCCCUCCUUCUUCUUUUUCCUCAAAUCAAAUCCCAUCUUCUCAAAAUUCUCACCCACUCUCAAAUUCAAACCAAAACCAAAACCAAAACCAAAGUCAAAACUUCAACCCACUUCAUAAUCAAAAUUCAAAAAGAAAUUUGUCUCUAACCUCAAACUUGUUUUCUUGCAAAUAUAACUUUAAAAAUAAAGAAUCCUUUAAUAAAAAUAUAAACUUCAUAAUAGUAGAAUUGUUAAAAGCUAUAUAUGCCUUUUUUCAUAAUUAUAAAUAUUUGCUUCCCUUUUUAUCUUCCAAUACCUCCACCACUAAUAACAACUUUCAAUUUUCAAAUUCAAAUGAUUCUUCUCUAUUUAAUAACCUCUCCCAUAACCCUCAAACAAGUAAUAUGACUGCCUCAACAAAUUCCACUAAAGACUCUACUAAAAACUCAUUUCCUCAAAUUGAUCCUAAUAACGAAAAUUCCUCAAAUCUGAUAAGAAAAAAUAGUAUGUCUGCCUCAUCUCUAAUUUCAACUGACUCUGGUCCACAUACAAACUCAUUACCUUACACUUCUCAACAAAACUUUCAUAAAAAACCUCAACUUUCAAUAUCAACUUCAAAUCUUAAAAAAAACAAUAACUUAUCAAAUUUAAAUUUUCAAUCUCAAAUACAAUCACAACAAAAUCCUCAAAACCAAAAUCAAAAUCAGCAAAAUAAUUUUAUGUUCAAUCCUAAAAGAGCUUCAAACUUUAAAAGAAUUGUCACAAAUAAUACUGCAAUUAAAAUCAAUACCUCCGAUUUCAAUAACAAUUCAAACAAACUAAGCUUAGAAAUUGAUAACAAAGUUAACGAAGUUUCUCUUUUAAAAAACUUGGAGUUAUUCAUCGAUUUUCUUGGAAUUGAUAGAAUGUAUCUAAUUAACAUGACAUCCACUGUGGUUUUUAAAUCAAAUAUCACCUAUUCUUACAAUUUUACCAGCUUGAAUUUUUUGUUGUUUAAAAAUAUCGGAAAUCUAUUUAUAUCAAUUCCAUACAAUUUAAUCGAUCAGGUAUUGUUUAACACUUUUGACAAUAAUUUGAUUUCCAAUAACAAUUACUAUGAUAAUAACACUGAUUUUGAUUUUCUCGAUGAUGAUCAGCAAUCCGAUAGUGAUACCGAUAUGGAGGUUGAUUCCGAAAAUGCUAAAAAUGAUACCAAACCAAUAAGCUUUUCAAAUACUCAAAAUAAAGAUAAUAAAUCCACUACUGAAGAAAUUGAUAAAGAAAUUCAAAAAUCAACCAAAACUAGAGCAAAAGGUAAAUCAACCUUUUUAACCGGUUUGAAUUUUCAUAAUAAUAACAUUAUUGCUGUUGGUGGAGAAGAUGAAACAAAUAUUUAUAAUGAAUCUGAUUUAGAUGAAGAUUCUACAAACUUGUUCAAUUCGGACUCAGAAGAUGAUGACCAUAUCGAUUCACUAAGUUUUAAAAGUCCAAGAAGUAAACUAAAACACUUGCAUAGAAUUAAAGAUACACACAAAAUCUCAAAUUACUCCGAAGCAAAUAUUCUAUCUGAUAAAGAUAACAAAGAAAUUUCGGCAAAUAAUUUCUUUUACAAGAAAAAUCAGUUAUUAUACAAUUUUAAAAAAUUUGUUUUCAAUUUUUUGAGUUUAAUGAGAUAUGAACUUUUGAAUCAGAAAUCUUUAGUGGUUCCUUAUGGUAUUUCCCCAGAUAAUAUUAAUAGCAACACUAACAACAACAAGGAUCAAAUGCCAUCCCAAAAUAGCUUUCCAAAUUCUCCAAUAACUCCAAAUUCCAAAAACAAAGAUAAACUCAAAAGUAAAUUCAUUGAAGAAGAUAUUUUAACAAUCUUGUUAUUAGUGAAUUACAUUGCAGGGUUUAAAAACUUCUUAAUUAAUCAAAUUGAAGAUUUUAAAAAUGAAAUGUUACUAUGUAGUUCUGAUGCUACAUUAUCAAAAAAGAAAUAUAAACUUAGAUAUAAAAGACAACUCAAAUUAAUUAGAAAAAAGGAGUAUUUUUUAAAUGACAUGGAAAAUUUACUAAAAGAACAUUUGCUUCCGGUUUCAAAAUCUUUAGAGGAGCAGAUUGAAAAAGAACAAGAACUUAUGAAAAAAAUGUAUAGUGGUUUUUUGAAUAAGAAUUCGGAAAAAAAUUCCAAUAAUUACUUUCAAAAAUCGUUUCCUCAAAGUAAUAAUGAUGCAGGUAAAAGAUAUUCUUAUGCAAUUAAAAGUAAUUAUAAGUUUCAUCACAAUAACCAUAUUGGCGCUAUAUCAUCUACUCAAAUAAACUCCGCUAAUCAAAAUAUUAAUCCAGAUGAUAUACCUGUUUUUUCCAAUUUGAGAUUAUAUUCACUUUUAAUCAAGUGCUGUAAGGAUCCAUUCAAGUCACAGAAAAUCAAACUUUUGAUUAUUGAGAUGUAUUUUAAUUUAAUUGUUGGAAAUGAGGGCAAAUUAUCAAAUCCAGCAGCGUCUAACUUAUUGUUUUUUAGUUUCAACCAGCCCAAUAUUUUUUCGGGAAAAAGCAAAACCACUGUUAGACACUCGAUAUCUAAGAACAACAAUAACGCUAAUAAUGAUGCUGAUGAUUUAUCUACUUAUUCUGACUAUAUUAAUUUUGAUAAUAUCAGUGACAAAUCUUUUAUUUUAGAGACUCCUGUUGAUACUCAAACAAGUAAGAAUUUUAAUAAUAUAUUUGAUCAAGUAAAUAGAUAUGAUAAUGUCAUCCCCUCUCCUCCGAUUUCAAAUGAAAACAACAUUGAACUUGAACUUGAAAAAAAUGAACAGAGAAACAAAGAAAUAUUGUCAAAAUUUAAAAGAUUUCUUAAAAUAUUCAUUGAGAAUGAUUUACACUUUCUAACAUUUACAUUUUUGCAGAAUAAAAAAAUUAUCACCAAUGAAUCUGAUUUGAAAACAAUAAAUGAUUUUUUUGAAAGCACCACACCCGAUAUAGUAUCUUCCUGUUCAGUAUCUGUGCAUUCGCAUUCCAAUAAAAACAUAAGUGAAGAUCAAGAAUCUGAUUAUUUUGUUUCCCCACCUGCUGAUUUUACAAGACAUUCGAUUUCAUCCAAUAAAUCGUCUCAAUCCAACUCAGACUCAUUGAUGAACUAUUCCAAAUAUAUCAACAAGCUCUCAGAUUCAUUAAAAAGAAAGUAUUCUCUUGCAAAGUCUACUUCCACGUUGGUAUUGCAAAAACAUCCUUCCAGACAAAUGUCUGUUGGAGACAUGUUAUCGAAAUACGAAUUCAAUCCAGACAAUACUUCAAUUGCAUCUUCAACCAAUGUAAAUAGCAUAAAUUAUAAUGCAAAUCCAAAUAUGAGAAAUUAUGGGGGGAAAAGUUCAAACGCUUCAAUCUAUUCAGUAACUUCUAAUGUUAGUUCAUAUACGAAUAAAAGUGCAGCUCAAAGUAGGAGUGAACAAGAUUGGACUGAAGAGGAAAAAUUGAGAGAAGCUGAAAAAUUAUUUUCUUUAAUCGAAAGAUUAGAGAAAAAUGAGGUAUUUGAAGCUAGUUCGAUAAAUAAAAGUUAUUAA